This is a messenger RNA of Leptidea sinapis, 1637 nucleotides long. RefSeq names its product myrosinase 1-like. NCBI's taxonomy places the organism in Eukaryota, Metazoa, Arthropoda, Insecta, Lepidoptera, Pieridae. The transcript is spliced from 11 exons. Gene Ontology annotation, molecular function: beta-glucosidase activity. The coding region runs from base 45 to 1607 and encodes 520 amino acids. The record is from RefSeq and is a predicted model, not a curated record. Gene Ontology annotation, biological process: carbohydrate metabolic process.
GUAGAAUUGUAAUUUAGUUUUAUGGACUUUUUCAAACUGUGAAUAUGUUUGUUAUUAGAUUGAGCGUUCUACUAUUACUACAAUGUUCCUUGAACGUCUUCGCAAUAGAGCAACAAUUUCCUCCUGAUUUCCUUUUUGGAGCUUCCACAGCUGCUGUUCAAGUGGAAGGUGCAGCACAUGUUGAUGGCAAAGGAGAAAGUAUGUGGGAUUUCAAAGUCAGAAUGAACCCAACUACCAGUGCUGAUAACUCUACGCCAGAAGAGACUGCCAACUCGUACUACUUGUGGGAACGAGAUAUUCAAGUGGCUAAGGAAUUGGGGUUGGACGUGUAUAGAUUCUCUAUAUCCUGGACUCGUAUCCUGCCAACUGGUCUGAUAUAUAAAAUAAAUGAGAAAGGUGUACAGUACUACAAUAAGUUGAUUGACGGUCUGUUAGCUGCUGGGAUACAACCGUUUGUUACGAUGUUUCACCUUGAUUUCCCCCACGAAUUGGAAAAACUUGGUGGAUGGGCGAACUCUGCUGUCAUCGACUGGUUUUUUGACUACGCUAAACUACUCUUUCAACUAUAUGGUGAUCGCGUAAAGUAUUGGAUUACAAUCAACGAACCUUACGUCAUCUGUGAUGAAUACGGCACCUCCUUAUCAUACCCGUUCCGUUGCUCUAAGAACAUAAUGUUGGCUCACGCGAAGGCGUACAGAUAUUAUCAUCAGCAGUAUAAGUCUAUGCAAGGUAAAUUAUCAAUGGCAAAUGUUAUAAUCUGGACAAUUCCGGUUAAUAGCACAACUGAUCGUGAAAUGGAAGUGAUAGAACUAACACGACAAUAUUAUAAUGGCCGUUUCUUCCAUCCAAUUUACUCGAAGGAAGGGGGCUGGCAAUCACAGAUAGAACAAAUAAUUCACGAAUACAGUAUCAGCCAGGGCUCCAACACCUCGUGGUUGCCAAGUUUCACAAAAUCGGAAAAAGACUUAAUUCGAGGUACUGCUGAUUUUCUUGGCAUCAACUAUUACUCAUCAAAAAGUCUAAGAAUACCAAAAACAACACAAUCAAAAUACAUAAGCAAAAUUGAACGGGUAUUUAAAUCUGUGGGUAUAGAGUUUGAUACCAUAAUGGAUAUACCGAAUGUCUACAAAACCCCAUGCAUUGUUCAUAAUAUAUAUCCACCAGGACUUCGUGAUACCAUUUCAUGGCUGAGAAGCUCGUACGGAGACUGGAAUAUAAUAAUCACUGAGAACGGGUAUCCAGAUUGUAACAGAACUCUUCACGAUCCACUGAAAAUAAAAGUUAUGAGGCAUUAUUUACAAGAGGUACUAAAUUCCAUAUACGAAGACAAAGCAAAUAUAACUGGAUAUAUCUAUUUUUCUUUAAUUGAUGCUUACGAAUUCAAUUUUGGGUAUACUUCUCGGUUCGGACUGUACGACGUGGACUUCGGAAGUCCAAACAAAACAAGAACAGCUCGAGACUCAGCUAAGUACUACACGUGCCUCACACAGAACAGAACAUUAACAGCUUGUGACUUUCUAGGCAGUGGUGUAUUCAGUAACUGUUUAAGUUUAACUGUGAUAGUAUUUUGUGUUUCGAUCGUACAUUAUGUAUAUUAUAAUUUUUAGAUUAGAAAUAAAGGUAUAAAGAGCACUGAA